This is a messenger RNA of Callorhinchus milii (elephant shark), 1782 nucleotides long. It is a transcript of the gene ccdc24, whose product is annotated as coiled-coil domain containing 24. The coding region runs from base 19 to 1488 and encodes 489 amino acids. The transcript has 8 exons. NCBI's taxonomy places the organism in Eukaryota, Metazoa, Chordata, Chondrichthyes, Chimaeriformes, Callorhinchidae. The record is from RefSeq and is a predicted model, not a curated record.
GACCCGGCGACGGGGGCCAUGAGCCGCCAGGGAGACCCGGCGACGGGGGCCAUUGAGCUGCCCCGGUCGAUGUGGAAGCUGAUAGAAGAGUUCGUGUCGGUCAGCGAGAGAGAUGAAAUCAGGCAGGUCCUGGGAGAAGCAGCGGUGGACCUGAGCCUGGACCUGCACGCGGAGGUGGCCAUCCUCAUGGAAAUCUGGCAUGAGAUGAAGGAGGGCCAGGCCCUGGCUCAUUCGCAGGACCCGAUGUCAGUGCUACUGGAGCCUGCUACCAUCAAGAGUCUUCUUCGCCACGAUAUUCAGCUGCUGCUUUUAAACAUUCAGAAGAAAGCACUGGAUGAGGGCAGGAAUGAGAACGAAGCCCUUUCAAGUUAUAAUCGCAGCGUUGUCAGUUUUGCACUAGGACAGAGUUGGCCUGGAAGUGGAUUGAGCAGGCCUGGCAGCACAGACCGCUCAAAAGACCGAAUGUCACCACAGAGGAGACCCAAUACUAGUGAGAGUCAAAGUCUUGUGUUUAAUAUGGAAGACUUAAAAGACAAGCUGAACAUUCAAAACAUUGACGACAUUGUGUUGCAUUUACAAUCCAUCUUGCAGGAGGAAUGCAGCAUUCUGAAUAAGUGUAUCCUGUUCUUGCAGAAAUCCUUGGAGGAAGAACAUCUGAGCAACAGUGAGCUCGUGGCAAUAAAUAAAGAGCCAUCGAUUGCAGAACUCAAAGAGGAAAGGAAAAUCCUUGAGCGAGAUCUGCUGCUGACGUCAUCGAUCCAAAACCUGGCUUUGCCCUCCAUCCUGUCUGGGCCCACGUCCUCACAGGUGUCCUACAGAAACAUAGAACCAUUGAGUGGAGGCCCAGCAGAUCUAACCAGGAGAAUUCCUUUCUUACCAUUGUCGUCGGGGCGAUCUGAAGCUAACCUAGAGUCAUGCAUGAAACUGCAUAGUCCAUCUGAGAGUGGAUCAUGGGUUUAUCCUAUAAAGCCUGAAAGGCUUUCUACGUUGCCAUACAGAACCUCUCUUAUGCCUCUCUCAGAACCUAAUUGUCAGAUUGAUGGAACACCGAAUGCCUAUGCCCCUUUCCACUCCAAGGUGAAAGUUCAGAGUAAACUUCAAACACAUGCAUUGGGUGUUGAGUCCAGGACAUUAAGUAUGACUGAAAUGUUUCCCACAUGUGGCACAACUCCUAUUGAAGAACUGUCAUCUUUGCAAAACGAAAUGCAAAUGUCACUGAUGUGCGCAGAGGCUACCAAUGAGCUUCCAAUCGAACCACUGUUAACCUCGUCUUUAGGUCACACAGAAAUCCAUCGUUCCACGGAGAAACCGAGGACUUUGCCCUCAAGGUUGAGAAGCCCAACUGAGGUGCUGCCAUCAAGAGCUAAGUUGGAAGGUCAUAUUCUUAUCCCAGCACCACCGUCAUCUGAGAAGCCCAUUAAUGCUCAGCCUAUCUCUGGCCGGAGAGUGAGGAGAGCACACACCGACAGUCUGACUGGCACUGCAUAAAUAAUAACAAACUUGGAGCUGGGUUGGUGUGAUUUGAUUUUGUUUGAAAUGAAUUGAAAAAAUUGGUGUCUAUUGAUCGCCAUCAGAAUACACUUACAAGUUCUCUGUAUCAUUCCCAAUAAUAUGGUGUUUGCAGUUCAUUUAUUUCCAUGUUGUCACCUCAUCCUUACUUUACAUCUCUGAGGUGAGUGUUAACUGGAAUAAGAGAAAAAGGGAACAUUAAAAACAGAGUAUCAAAGAUGUUUAUUUUCUUACAACUUGAAUAAAGGAUGGAAAUAAAAUAAUCUGAAGCGA